Messenger RNA from Varroa destructor (honeybee mite), 3871 nucleotides. RefSeq lists its product as uncharacterized. Lineage: Eukaryota; Metazoa; Arthropoda; Arachnida; Mesostigmata; Varroidae. The record is from RefSeq and is a predicted model, not a curated record.
CCAAAUUCAAGAGGUCAAACAGUCGCCAUCGUAGGUGCGAUACACCUGAACUGCGGACAAGGUCCUCUUCAUGAAUGCUCUUGCAUUGUCAGUAGUAUUGUUCUUGUGCGAACCACCCCAGGCAUCUCGUAGUAACCCCACCAGGAGCUGCUUUAUUGAUCAGUACUAAGGCUCAAAAACGACGAAACCUGAAAAAAACAGGCAGACAAACGAUAGUAAUACGUCAAAGAGGCCAUUAAGCACGGGAUACUGUUACCCUAACCAGGAACGUGCAGUCGUGCGAUCGUCGUUUUCGCACGAACUGACAGCUCACUGUGGCUAUAUACGGCGCGCGUUAAAAUUUUAAUAUUAGUUGUCAUCGCUUAGGAGAAGUGCGUGCGUCGUCGAUGUCUUCGUCAAUUCUUGCCUCGCACAAUGCUUCGGCGCUUACAGCUUUGGAUAAAGAACAGGGCGAAGUUUGUCAAGGAGUAAUCAAGAAACUGUUCCCGGCCAAACGUUACGGAUUCGUUGUUCUCGAAUGCAUCCAUCAUAUAGGAGAGGCUCAUUUCAACUACUCGGAUCUAUUAAUGGACGACAGAGACAAAAAUGCUCUGUGCGUCGGAUGGCGUCUCCAGUUUACCGUCGUUUCGCAGGACAGACCAACAGCUCACUGCGAGUAUCGAGCUCAAGCGGUUCGAGCCUUUCCUGUGAUGGUCAUCCAAUGUGAAGUGUACGACGCUUCGAAGGAACCUUUAGAAUUCAUCAGUAGUGAGAUCGGAAAUAAGCGCAUAUUCUGCUACAAAAAAUAUUUCAAUGGGAAAGUUGAAGGAUCCACGUCCCGCGAGACGUGUCGCGCUGCUAUUUCAUGGAACCAGCUUAAAGCACCUCAGCCCCUCGCUUCGCAUUGUUCCCAAGACACGCCCGCAGUACCAAAUACACCAGGACAGCAUACCCGCACUCCACAUAAAACACCGGAAAGGAAAACUAUCCGUAGGGACGUUUCGAGCUUGGGGUUUCCGCACACUCUGGCCAGCACUCCAGCCAGCGUGAAAAACUCGAUCAGCAACGUACACAUAGAUCGUACGAGACUAAAAGGCUACCAGCUGAGCUCUGGCGACCUUCCUUCAGGUCGUUCUCUACAUACAGUGCUAAGUGGUCCCCGACGACCUGACGACAUCGGCGCGCCAUAUUCACAUUCGAAUCCAACCUCUACUCCGAAAGCUGAACGAAACUUUCAAUCGUGGAUGAUCACGCCCGGGAUUGACGACGUAUCUACCAACACUUCGGUGGAUGCCCUUCAACGAGAAGACCAGUCGGCGAAACACAACGUCUGGUUCGAUUUACGUACGCCACAAGACGUAUGGAACAGACGCGUCGUGACAACGCCACGAAAUCUUUGCGAAGAGUUCACAGCUUGCGAUAAUACGCUGGACUCGCCGUUGCCAACUUCAAAAGCGAACUUCACUGGAAUGGACGAUGCAUGCAGCCGGUACAGAUCGCAAGUAAUCAGCGUUUCAUUGGCUGACGGGCUAAAGCAGGGUAUUCCAACCACUUGUUCGGCCUCCUGUGAUAAUAUGCUGCUGCAGCAGUCUUCGCUCGACGGCAUUAGUCAGUACGAUACAAACGCAAAAAACGUCGAUCCAGUCGGAAGCCGUCGCUUGUUCCCGUCGUCACUUGGCACCCCGCAGCUAAACACACUGGGAUUCAAUGUACAACAUAUGCAUAAGAACAAUUUGGCCUUCGAUUCUGUGCUCGACCCAUACCAGGACUUCUCCACAACGCGAACGCCCCUGACUAGUUAUUCGGUCCAAGUAAACGCUUUGCGUCCUUCUGAGCACGCUCUGUCGAAAGCGCAAUUUGAUGCGAUGCUAGGCGAUUUCGACGCGGGUUCGAUAGCGACGCGUGGACAGACAGGCCAAAAUCAUUAGUCUUUAUAAAAAGAAGAAAAGAAUCCCGUUGCCAAGAUCUAAGUGAUGUAGUAAGUUUUCCUAAGGAUCAUGUAACAGUAAUCGGCUUACACUGUUAUCGAAAUGUUUAAUUAUUUAUGCAAACAAAUGUGCCAUAGCUACAACAGGGUAGCUUAAGGCGUCGUACGCACUCGCGGUUACUUGUUGAGCAAAUUCAGGGUCCAAUUAAGUUUCGUAGAUUAGCUAUGGUCUUUCAUUGUCAAAUUCAAAAGCAAACCAACUGCAAGUUUAAGGACUAGAAGUGAUACUAACGUUGGCCGCGAUGCCCCGGAAUGGACGAAACUGCGAGACGGCAUUGAAUUCAUUAUUUAGAAUCAACUGGCUCCAAGUUAAUAGCGAUGCUGCAGCUACAGCCACAGCAGAACAGAUCUGACGAUAAUGUUUACCAAAUAUUUAAUUUAAUAAUUAUUGGUUUAUACGAUUUUUUUUUCCAUAAGCAACGGCGUAUAUAUGUGUUAUGUUAGCGUUUCGUACGUUUCGAAAACUGGCAAGUUGAUCCAUUCUUACAUGGAAACGUUCGCGUGUUUUUAUAGAAAACUUUGUUUGGCUUGUUCUUGUAAACUUGUUGAAAUUGUACACAGCUUUCGAACCUUUGUAGGCUCGGUUAUCGAACAGAAUAUAGAAACAAAACAGCAACCAAUCUAAAUGAAUAUUCGAGUAUAAAGCAGUAGGCUCGGCCAGGUAAAACCUAGCUUCAGGACGCUAAAUAUUGAGUUACAGAUUCGUCCACAGAUUGUUGACUGCCUUAAGGCGUCGACCUGUUCAACAGGACGCCAGAGUGACGAUUUCGCAUUUUUCGCCAGAGGGCAUAUUCGUUGUUGUCUUUUCAUGUGUGCCUCUGUAGAGAGCAGACGGAAUACAGACUGUCAUUUAUUGACCUCACGCAAUUAUCGUUUACGCGGUAGAGAUCAUGAACAAGGCAUGGUACCAAAUUGUCUUCAUUGAGCAUGUCCGUUACAUUGCGGUGUGAUCACUAUUACCAGCAGUAUUAUUAUUUUAAAUAAUCAUUACCAUAUUAGAUCUUCAUACGCAUAAUACAUACUUAUGUUAAUCUUCAUAUUACGACACGUUACUCUUAUAUAAUACUUAUUAGAAGUUUGUAUCAUCUCCAAAUUACCUGCCGAUGAUACUCGUGCCGAUAGAGAUUUUACGAUGUUAUCAUGAAAGCCACUGUAGCGGUCUUUGCCCAGUGCAGCCAUAGUUAGCAAGCCAAGUGUUUUUACUCGAUCGAAAUACAUACAUACAUACAUACAUAGUUUAUAGGGAAGUUGACAUAUGAAUACCUGUUCCUAGUAAAUAACAACAGACACAGAUAUUUACAUUGUAUCUGAAUAACACGAUAAAGAUUGAUGUUACAUAAUUAGGUUUUAAGCGUUUCUACAAUAUGAGGAGUAAGUUGUGCGCGUGAAUCCCAGGACAGAUAGGGGCUUAGCUGGUGGAAUCAGUUUUAUCAAAUUGAUGCGUUCAGCCGUAGCCGUUAUACAUCUGAUAUGUGCUAUAGUUCUCCUGCUGCAAAAGAAAUUUCUUCCGAUUAUUUUUAGACGAAGUAGAUAGAUUGACAGAAAAAUAGAGAAAAAAAAAAAAAAAAACCCUCGGCGUCGCAGUCGUUAUGUACGGUAAACAACUUAAACUUCUACAGCGUAUCUGAAGGACACUUAACCAACGAUAGCUGAACCGAGAACAAACGUAUCGUCAUCAUACGAAUGCUAUGCACUUAAUCUGUUUAUUUCUAAUUUUACUUAACAUGUAUCGUGUAGGCUCUAAUAAGUUUCAACGUGGCUUGUGGCUUAAGUGCUGUCUCUAGGUACAUCGACAACGGUUUGAUAGUGCUAUCCAUGUGUUAAACGAUUUUAAAACGAACAAGAAGAGAAAGUGCUUUGAAAGCAAAUAAAUAACAUGUUGACUAAACUUUAAAGGAAAAAUCA